Messenger RNA from Patiria miniata (bat star), 2213 nucleotides. RefSeq names its product dehydrogenase/reductase SDR family member on chromosome X-like. NCBI's taxonomy places the organism in Eukaryota, Metazoa, Echinodermata, Asteroidea, Valvatida, Asterinidae. The record is from RefSeq and is a predicted model, not a curated record. Bases 125 to 1585 code for a protein of 486 amino acids. The transcript is spliced from 9 exons.
UCCAUUUUCUACCUGGCCAAGUGACGUGCGUGAGUUUGAUCAUAAUUCCCAGCCUCUAGUCCACAACCAUGCCCAUCUGGAUGGUGUUUGUGUUCAUGGUUUAGGUUGCACUGAAAGGUUGAAGAUGGGGAAUACAAUAGAACAUCCGUCUGUGGAGCUUCCCCCGGAGAAGCUGGUGAUGGUCACAGGUGGAAACACUGGGAUUGGAUAUGAAACAGCAAAGUCCAUAGCUGAGAUGGGAGCAAGAGUUUGCAUCGCGUGUCGCUCAGAGGACAAAGCUAAAGCGGCUAUAGAACGGAUGCAGGAAGAACAUAAGAACGAAAUGCAGAAGAGAAGUCCUGCAGAGAAUGCUGCUGCCCAGGCGUCAUCCCAACCCACUAGUGAAGAAAUUGAAAUCAAGCCACUGAAUGUGGAGUACAUCAAAGUGGAUCUCGCCUCGUUGCAAUCCACCAUGGACUUCAUUCAGAAGACCAAGGAGAGGAUGCAGUACCUUAAUAUCUUGGUCUGCAAUGCUGGCAUUGCCUUUGUCAAACAAGAAUACACAGAGGAUAAAUACGAGUCUCAAUUCCAAGUCAACUACCUGUCACAGCUCCUCAUUGUGCUGCAUCUCAUGCCGCUGCUGCGGGCUGGUGCCCCCGACUCCCGCAUUGUUCUCCUGUCAUCAGAGGCGCAUAAAGGUGGGAAACUGGACCUGGACAACAUGCAGGGCCGCAAAUCCUUCAGUCGGCUUACAGCCUACGCCUCAUCCAAGGCCUACAUGGUCAUGGCAGCACACUUUCUUGCUCGGAGACUGGAAGGGACCGAAGUGAGCACUUUCUCUAUUGAUCCUGGACUUGUGGACACGAAUAUUAUGAAUAACUUCAGUGAUUUGAAACUGAUGAGCUUUUUCGUUGGAGCUUAUAACAAAUUUGGUAUGAUGCGUACUCCGAAACAGGGGGCUGCUACAAGUGUCGUGGCCUGUGUUGAUCCAAGCCUUCGUGGGAAAACUGCAGUGUUCAUGAAGAAUUGUCGACCUGCUAACCCUGCAACCUUCUGUUGGGAUGGCAAAAAACAGGAGGACCUUUGGGAUUACAGUCUUGGAUGUCUCAACCAGUUCAUCUCUGAUGGUGUGCUCAAAGAAGCCUUCCCAUCAGCGAGGCCUGAUCUGCUGACCAUUCCCAAGGACACGAGGACAGUCGAAGAGAAGAUUGCUGAUGAUUCAGGGAAGAAAGAAGGGAGUUCAGGUGACAAAGAGAUGGGAGACAAAUCCAAAGGAGGAAAGGCAUCUUUAGAGAGAAAGCAGGAUGAGGAGCAACCAGAGAUAGAGUCUUCAUCUGGAGCUACAGAGGUACCCUCUAAAAAAGUCAAGGCAUCGCAGGAACCAUAUGGGGCUAAUUUAGAAGAAAAGAUACCUGAAGACACACUCAAAGAUGAAGACAACGAACCCAAGGCAUCCUCCAAACAGGAGCAGACAGAAGAGCAGCCGAAAAGAGAAUUACCAUCUGCAGCUGCAGAAUUACCCACUGAAAGGGUUAAGGCAGAGGAAAAACCCAGUGGGCAGGUUUCAGAGGAAAGGGGCGUGACAGAUAAUGCAGAAAAUAAGUAAUUAGCAGCUGAGAACUGCAGCAUCUUCAGAUAAUAAGCAGGUGUAGAACAACCAGAGAGGGAACCUUCAGCUCAGGCAGCUCCUGAAAUUGACCAGACAUCAGGAGAACAUAAGGCAGAUAAUGGGGAAAUCUGCAGGAGAUGAGGUGCAGAAGUUCAAGAAGGUGUACCGAUCACAGUUGGCUCCUAGCUGACAGGUGCUCAGAUCAUUGAAGCUAAUAAAAACAUUUACAAGAGGCCAAACUUGGCCAAAAAUUAUCAAAGUGGACUCCAUUAAAGAGAUUUGUGAUGAACUGAAAAUUUGGUGAAAUCUAAAUAAUAUUCAAAUUCACAAGGUUUAGGUGUAUAUUAAAGACCACAAGGUAUCGAAGAAAGAUUAAACCUUGGCAGAAACUGCCAGAGAGACUAUUUGGUCAUAGUACGUGAUGAUAUCUAGACUUGUAGAUAGUCCAGGCAAAAUACUUAAUUUUGAAGUGAACCUCACACAAAUUGCAACAGAUUUUAUUUUUCAUCACAUUGCACUUAUGUAAGGUCCCUAGAAUGGUGUAGUAACAGUCUUAAAAAUCCAAGUGGUGGAAAUAUGCCUAAUUUGCAUAAAUCGUUAAUACCUCUCCGGUAAUAUAUUUGUU